AUGCCAGUUAAGCCUCAAGCCAUGGGCUCUGGAGAAGCUCCGAAGCAGUUCAGUCAACCAUCGAGAAAGGGCAAAAAGGCAUGGCGGAAGAACAUUGAUGUCACGGAGGUCGAACAUGGCCUGGAAGAACUGAAUGAAGAGAUUAUUCGCGGUGGCGUUAUUCGCGAGAAAAGCUCCUCGGAACUCUUCACGAUCGAUUUGAAGGGUGACUCUAAAAUCUCCAAAAAAUUUCCCAAGCACAUAAAAAAGGGUCUCAAGGCCGACGAAAUCCUCGCUCAGCGGUCAGCCGUACCGGCCGUUUCUUUGCGUAAGCGACCUGGAGAGAAAACAAGCGAUAAGACCCUCACUGUCAAGCGACAAAGAACCGAUUGGGUUCCUCACAAGGAACUGCAGCAUCUAAAACGGAUCGCGGAUGGCCACCAUGGAAUCGCUGUUCAGACGUCAGAUGCAACAUAUGACAUGUGGGGAGCGACGCCGAUCACAAUGAAUGAAGCCGUUGAUGAUUACCUGUCGUCUUCAGAGCCCGUCAAGCAACCCAAGUCUCUGAAACAAAAGCCUAUUUCUUUGGCUGCAAGUGGUAAGGCGAUCUCAGCCGUGCAAAAACCCACAGGAGGAUACAGCUACAAUCCUUUGUCCACAGACUAUGAAGCCCGACUCUCAGAGGAGAGCGCCAGGGCUUUGGAUGCCGAGCAGAAAAGAGUCGAGGCCGAACAGGUAGAAAGACGCAAGCAAGAAGCGGCAGCCCGCUCUGCCGCUGAGGCUGAGGCUGCUGAAGAGCGUGCAAACAUGUCCGAAUGGGAGGAGGACUCAGAGUGGGAAGGAUUCCAGAGUGGUGUUGAGGACGAAAGGCCGAGUACCAAGCGACCGCAACGCAAGACCCAAGCCCAGAGGAAUCGCAUAAAACGUCGAAAAGAGGAAGAAAGACUCGCCAGGCACAAGGCUGCGAUGAAACAGAGGAGGACGCAAGAACAGCGAAUCAAAGAGAUCGCAGAUGAAGUUCGGGACCGAGAGCAGAGCAAAGCUCUCCUAACAGUAGAGGAUUCCGAUACCGACAACGAGGUUGAUGAUGAAAAACUCAGGAGACGGCAGCUCGGAAAGUACAAGUUAGCAGAGAAGGACCUUGAGCUAGUCUUGCCAGAUGAGUUGGAAGAGUCCCUACGACGAUUGAAGCCCGAAGGGAAUCUCCUCAAAGAUCGAUAUCGAAGCAUGCUCGUUCGAGGAAAGAUCGAGAGCAGAAGACACAUUCCGUUCAAGAAACAAGCUAAGAGAAAAGUCACAGAAAAAUGGACCCACAAAGAUUUUGUCCUGUGA
Messenger RNA from Metarhizium brunneum ARSEF 3297, 1311 nucleotides. RefSeq lists its product as uncharacterized. Lineage: Eukaryota; Fungi; Ascomycota; Sordariomycetes; Hypocreales; Clavicipitaceae. Gene Ontology annotation, biological process: ribosomal large subunit assembly; rRNA processing. The record is from RefSeq and is a predicted model, not a curated record. Gene Ontology annotation, cellular component: nucleolus. Gene Ontology annotation, molecular function: 5S rRNA binding.